Molecule: messenger RNA, 1597 nt
Organism: Bipolaris sorokiniana ND90Pr
Lineage: Eukaryota; Fungi; Ascomycota; Dothideomycetes; Pleosporales; Pleosporaceae
Exons: 2
Coding region: 53-1180 (375 amino acids)
Source: RefSeq, a predicted model, not a curated record
AAUCUUACCUAAUUUCUUUUAGACUAUUGCCACGUUUGUUGGCCUAAGCUCAAUGGCGUUUUCAUUUCCUUCUCAGUACUGCAGACCUCCUACCAACUCUUCAGAUCACCCUUCACCCCACCUGCAACCCCAAUCACCUUUACAGCGAGGAAGUAUGCUCGGAAAGGUCAAAAGGGCUUUUUCGACGCGCAAGUCGUCGACUUCGAGUAAUGAUCACUCAGCGCGGGGGACAGCGGUCACGGGUCAGACACUGAACAACACGCUUACAGCUGCACCGGUCAGCCCCAAGAGGGCUGGAUCCCGUAACAGCGGCCUCGCACCAUCACCUUCGUCUGCUAACCCAUUUACUUCUCCAUCGCCAGCUACAAGAAGGCCAGAUACUGACAGAUCACUAGGUAGCACAGCUAUGAACGACUCAGGAUCUAACAACGAAGCCCCGCCGGCCUAUACACCAGGCCCAGCUCAAGAUGCAAGCGCAUUCCAGUCACCGUCUAUAACAACAACUUCAGACUCUGACCCUUACGCUUUCCUCAAGAGCUUUGAUACUGUUUUCUUGAUUGACGAUUCAGGAUCCAUGGCUGGCCGUUCAUGGAGGGAGACGCAGGAAGCCCUUGCGACUAUCACACCAAUUUGUACAGCACACGACGAAGACGGCAUCGACAUCUACUUCUUGAACCAUCCUGACUCGAGCCUCUACAAGAAAAUCACCACUCCCAGCACUAUUAUCGAAAUCUUCCAGACUGUUCGACCGCGCGGCGCCACCCCAACUGGCCAGCGCCUCCACAAGAUCCUAAAACCCUAUCUCCAGAGCUACGAACGGGACGACAAAACUAAGCCCAUUAACAUUAUUGUCAUCACUGAUGGCGAGCCCUCUGACGAUGUCGAGUCUACCAUUAUUCAGGCCGCCAAGAAGCUUGAUAAGCUCGAUGCACCUGCGUGGCAAGUCGGUAUCCAGUUCUUCCAGGUGGGCCGGGAGCCUGGUGCGCGUGAACAUCUCAAGCAGCUUGAUGACGGGCUCGCCGAAUUGGCCGAGGACGAUAAUCUCAGAGACAUUGUGGACACCGUUCCUUUUAGUGGCGCAGAAGGCGAGUCACUGACUGCAGCGGGUAUUCUCAAGGUGGUCAUGGGUGCAGUUCACCGCAGGUUGGACAGAAACUCCAAGGAUCUGCACAGGAAGUAAAGAUUCUUCCAACUUCCCUUCCAAGCAGCUGCAUGACUAGUACUGCAGGUGGUCGUGUAGACUUUGCGGGAAGCAUAUGUGGGGAGUGUCGUGUCUGCCUUGCAAUAGUCAACACUGCGGGGUACCACGACCAGAAUACAUUGACAAAUACGUUGUCCAGAUAUGAAUCCUGGCGCUUAUUGGGCGGGUCUUAUUGCUGUCUCUAUGGCGUUUAUGGAGAAAUACAUGGGAUUGUAGGUGUCUCCUUUUUGGGCUUCAGGUGCAUACAUAUGAUACCCCCUUUUUCUCUGCUGCACGGAACUACAAGCGACACAAUUCGGGAGGCGGUCUGCUUGUUUUCAAUUGUCAUUAUUAGAUUGUUAGGCGUUUAGAAUUCACGGGUUGAGAAAAGUUUCUCUAUUUGAUUAGCAGUUUGGU